AUGGGCUGUGGACAGUCAUCGGGUCGACCUCCGCCCCAAUCUUCCACUGAAUUGACGAUAAAGUCGGCGAUUCUGAUUCAAAAAUGGUAUCGUCGUUGUGCGGCUCGGCUGGAGGCGAGAAGACGGGCGACGUGGAGUAUUUUUACUGCAUUGGAAUACGCCGGGGAGCAGGAUCAAUUAAAAUUGUACGACUUCUUCAGCGACGUCAUCACCACAGUCCUUGAUGAGGAUGGAUCAACGCAAGGACCAUUGCUAGCCGCCCUCAACCACCACUGCAACAAGCCGCAGGGAGCCACCGAAGACGAUGAUGCGAUUCGGAAGCUUCUCGACGAGACGAACCCAAAUCGGUUUCCGAUUGAGAAAGGCUACAAAGGACCAUCGAUUAAAUUACCACUUGACAAGCCGCAAAUCGUUGAGAUGAUUGAUGGAUUUAAAGUGAACAAGGAAAGCCAAUUGUUUUUGAAGAUAACAAUCACUGGUGAUCUUCACGGAAAAUUCGAUGAUUUAUGUAUUAUUUUGUAUAAGAAUGGCUAUCCCUCCGUCGACAACCCAUACAUUUUCAAUGGCGAUUUUGUAGAUCGAGGUGGCCAAUCGACAGAGGUGCUGAUGGUACUUUUGAGUCUGCUCGCUUUGGAUCCAACCGCCGUGACGUUAAAUCGAGGAAACCACGAAGAUCAUAUCAUGAAUCUCAGAUAUGGCUUCGUCAAAGAGCUGAUGACAAAAUACAAGGAAGUUGCUGCUCCGAUUGCCCGAUUGAUGGAAGAAGUGUUUGCGUGGUUGCCGAUAUGCACGGUUGUGGAUAGAGAGAUUUUCGUUGUUCACGGUGGUAUUUCGGAUCGGACCGAUCUGGCCGAGCUUGAGAAAGUGCAAAGGAAUAAGUACGUUUCUGUUCUUCGACCGCCAAUUCGAAAAGAAGAAGAUGGUAAACCGAGUGUGAAUAUGGAUGAAUGGAAACUCGUGCUAGACGUACUCUGGUCAGACCCUAAGCAACAUAAAGGAUGCUGGCCAAAUGUAUUCCGAGGUGGCGGAUCAUAUUUUGGUGCUGAUGUGACGCAAACCUUUUUGGAAAAAAACAACUUCCGCCUAAUUGUGCGGUCACACGAAUGUAAAUUCGAAGGCUACGAGUACACCCAUAACAACAAUGUGCUCACGGUAUUCUCGGCUUCAAAUUAUUAUGAAGUCGGCUCGAAUCGUGGUGCAUACGUUAAAUUUAUUGGGAAGAACAAGCAGGCCCAUUUCGUCCAAUAUAUGGCGAGUAAAACACAUCGGAAGACGACGUUGCGACAGAGAGUAUCAGCCGUGGAAGAAUCUGCAUUGAGAGAUCUUCGAGAUAAGCUUACUUCUUUUGCAUCCGAGUUACAGUCUGAAUUUGCAAAAUGUGACCCGGACAAAACAGGAAAAAUUACCGUGCACCGCUGGAGCGAAUGCGUCGAAAACGUCACGCAGCUGCAACUCCCCUGGCAUGCGUUGGCCAAUCGAUUAGCAACCUGCACGGACGACGGGAAAUACGUAAUGUACAAAGAAGAUCUACCGCUUAUUGCUGUUGGCAAGAAGCAAGCUAAAGAUGAUCGAGACGUCGUCGAAGCCCUUUAUCGUCAUAAGCAGACCCUGGAGACGUUAUUCCGUUUUAUGGAUAAAGACAAUUCCGGAAACGUGUCCAUGGGAGAAUUUAUUGAGGCGAUUGGGGUGAUCGGGCAAUAUACUAAAAAGGCGUUAUCACCAAAUGAUAUCCGGCAGAUUGCCGAAAGUAUUGAUUUUAAUAAGGACGGGUUUAUUGAUUUGAAUGAAUUGUUGGAGGCGUUCCGAAUUGUGGAUAGCCAGGGCCAACCAUUAGUGGGCGGAGCACCAAAUGGACAGCCACCUGCCAUUGCGCAUGCC
Mesorhabditis spiculigera is the source of this 1878-nucleotide messenger RNA. The record is from the annotation of a GenBank genome assembly. Lineage: Eukaryota; Metazoa; Nematoda; Chromadorea; Rhabditida; Rhabditidae.